Messenger RNA from Lodderomyces pseudojiufengensis, 2316 nucleotides. It is a transcript of the gene HOF1, whose product is annotated as formin-binding protein. Gene Ontology annotation, molecular function: protein binding; phospholipid binding. Gene Ontology annotation, biological process: cytoskeleton organization. The transcript has a single exon. The record is from RefSeq and is a predicted model, not a curated record. NCBI's taxonomy places the organism in Eukaryota, Fungi, Ascomycota, Pichiomycetes, Serinales, Debaryomycetaceae. Gene Ontology annotation, cellular component: plasma membrane; cytoplasmic side of plasma membrane; mitotic actomyosin contractile ring, proximal layer. Bases 1 to 2316 code for a protein of 771 amino acids.
AUGAGAACUACAGAAUCACAACAAUCUUAUAUAGAAUUUGUUAAUAACUUUUGGGGUGUUUCCCCAGAACAAAGUUUUCAUAUAAUUUCAACUAGAAUCAAUGAUUCACUUCUCACUUUAAAAGAAAUGAUAAUAUUUUAUCAAGAAAAGAUAUCAAUUGAAAAAGAAUAUAAUAAAAGGUUAGAAAAAUUAUCACAUAAAUGUCUGAUUGGAUCAAGAGAAACUGGAACUUUAAAAAAGUCUUUGGAUAAGUUAUUAGUUGAAAAUCAAUCAAUGAUUAAUUAUAAUUGGAAAUUUGUAAAAUCUUUAAAUCAAUUGAAUUUGGAAAAACUAGAACAAUUUAAUAAUCUAUAUAUAAAGAAAGUAACUAAAUUGAAAAAUCAUAUAGAUAAGUUAAUUCAUAAAAGACUGCAAGUGCUAAGAGACCUUAAUCAAUAUAAAUCGAAAUAUCAAGAAGAAUGUAGUAUGAUAAAGUCAUUAAAAUUAUCAUUACAAACUACAUGGGGAAAAGAAUUGGAAAAGAAUCAAAUCAAAUACAAUAAAAUCGCACAAUCAUUGAAUACAACGAAUAAAAAUUAUCAACAUUCAAUAUCAAUUUUUAAAGAAAUUAAUGACAUAUAUAAGAGAGACUGGGUAAUAUCCAUUAACGAUUUCUAUAAAUUAGAAAUUGAAAGGAUACAAAUAUUAAAAAUAAAUUGUUUCACUUAUUGUAAUAAUAUUGCAACAUUAUGUGUUGAUCUAGAUCAAUCAAUUGAUUUAGCAAGAUCAGAAUUUGCAUUGGUUGUUCCUCAACAAGAUAUUCAAGAAUUUGGGAUAAAUUAUGGGACAGGUAAUAAAAUAUUUGAUGAUCCAGUUUAUGUUGAUUAUAUGACAGGUUGUGAUGAACCUCAAGUUGGGUAUACAAUUCUGAAUCUAAAAAAUCCUGAUCAUAAUGAGAUUUUAACAAGAACUUAUUCCACUUAUUCAGCUGCAUCUAAAACAACAACAAAUGAUUCUGCUACUCACAAUAAUAAUUAUCCAACUCAUCAUCAUCAUCAACCACAAAGAGAUUUAUACAACAUGCCAUCAUCACCUAUUGAAACUUACAAAGAAAUUAAUUCAACUCCACUUUAUACCCAAAACAAAACUCAAUUACCUAAAUCACCUUUCACUCCAUUUUCUCCGUUGAAAGAUCUACCUACAAAUGGAAGGAAUCAAAUGACAACAUCUCCAAAAGCAAAUUUGGCAUAUAACUAUAAAGCUCAAACUCCAAUUACAAAUUAUAAUGAUGGCAAUACGAAUUCACCAUAUAAAUCAAUGCUUCCUACAACAACACCUACGAAAAUUCCACCAUUGAAAAAUCAAAAUGAUAUUAGUCCUAUUAGAAAAGCACCUUUGGAUCUUUUAUCCCAUAAAACUCAAUCUACAGUUAGUACAUCAGAAGAUAAUGACGUUUUUUCCCUUGCUCCAAAUAAAGACGAUAAAUUAACUAAUAGUCAAGGAUCUAAUUCAUCUCAUUCAAAUUAUAGUUCAUCAGAAAGAAAUUGGGCAUCACCAAGAAGACGUGAAAAACAAAUUCAACAAAUGCAAGAUCAAAUUACUAGAAAAUCAACAGGUGAUUUUAAAUAUAAACGACAACAACCUCAAAUAUUAGAGGAGAAACCAAUUCAACAACAGAAAGUGCCAAUAAUGAAAGAUUUCUCAAUAGAUUUCAUAGCUAAGGCAUUGGAAGAUUUGAAUUCAGGUGGAGAUGGUGAUGUAAAUCAAUUUAGACGAUCAGUUCGAUCAUCUAAUGGAGGAAGUCCUAUAAAGCAAUCUAACGGACAUCAUCAAAUACAACUUAAUAAUCAAUAUAAUUAUAAUGAUAUCAGUCCGAAAAAAAUGAGACCCAAAUCGGAUUAUAUCGAUGAUCAUAAUGAAAUAGCUCAAAGGUAUGAUUCAAUAAACUUUACUAGACCAAAAUCAAUGAUUGAUAUCGCAGAGACAAAACCAAUACAACAACAACAACAACAACAACAAUUAACAAACCAAAAUCCAUAUCACAAGAUCCACCCUUAUCAAAAAUACAAAUCACAACCACCAACUCCAUCAAAACCACCCCAACAACAAAAAUUAACACCAAUAAAUCAAAAACCAUAUCUAACAAAAGCAACAGCAAAAUAUUCAUAUAAACCACAACAUAAAAGUGAAUUAUUUUUUAGAAAAGGUUGGGAAAUGUAUAUUUUGCAUAAACAAGAAGAUAAUUGGUUCAUAUGUGAAUUAGGUGAGAAUUGUAGUGAUGAAUUUAUUGGAAUGAUUGGAUUAGUUCCUGGUAAUUAUAUUGUUGAACAUGAUUAA